This is a messenger RNA of Thelazia callipaeda (thelaziosis nematode), 1695 nucleotides long. Lineage: Eukaryota; Metazoa; Nematoda; Chromadorea; Rhabditida; Thelaziidae. The record is from the annotation of a GenBank genome assembly.
AUGACAACAAUGACAGUACAGUAUAACUUGGAUGUUUCAACUUCUCGACCUUGGACUCUAUUUAAGCUUUUGUUUCGAUGGCGUGGAAGUAUAUGGAAAUCAGUAAUUCUAGAAUUAUUUGUUUGGCUAGUAUUAUUUACGAUAAUAUCAAUAAUAUACAGAGUUGCAUUGACGGAUGAACAAGUUAGCAAAUUUGAGCAAUUUGUACAUUACUGUGAUGAAAAAUUGGAUUAUAUCCCUUUAAAUUUCAUGCUUGGAUUUUUUGUAACUUCUGUACUGUCCAGAUGGAUCAAUUUCUUUGUAAACAUUGGGUACAUUGAUAACAUAGCAUUAAUGGUGGCAGCGUACGUAAAAGGCUCAGACGAACAUACACGUAUGUUGCGUCGCAAUAUAAUUCGAUACUGUGUUUUAUCUCAGGCAUUAGUGUUUCGUGAUAUUAGUAUGCGAGUUCGCAAGCGUUUUCCUACCAUUGAAACGUUGGUUGCUGCUGGUUUCAUGAUGGAGCACGAGAAACAGAAAUAUGAUGCAAUUCAGUAUCGUUACGCUAAGUAUUGGAUGCCAUUUCAGUGGGCUUUAUCACUUUGUCAAGAGGCUCGAAAUCAACGCAAAAUUUCAAGUGAUAUUCUGUUGGAAAAGGUUGGAGAAGAAAUUAAAGUAUUUCGCACAAAUUUGGCAAUUUUAUGCAAUUUUGACUGGGUUCCAUUGCCAAUUAUGUAUCCACAGCUAAUUGUUUUAGCUGUUCAUACGUAUUUUCUUGUUGGCGCAAUUUCCAGGCAAUUCAUUAUUAGUGAAGGAGCGCUGAAUAAAUCAAAAAUGGAUAUUUAUAUACCAGUAAUGACUGCUAUACAGUUUGUGUUUUAUAUGGGAUGGUUGAAAGUGGCAGAGGCAAUGCUUAAUCCAUUUGGCGAAGAUGAUGACGACUUUGAAUGCAAUUUUCUUAUAGACAAAAAUCUUACUGUUGGAUUAACAAUUGUUGAUGCUGGAUAUAAUAAUAAAACACCAGCAUUGCUUAAAGAUGUUUUCUGGAGUGAAACUGAAAUUGAACCAUUAUAUUCAGCACAAUCAGCCCGUGAAGAGCAUUGGCUUUCGGGUAUAACAGGUUCUACUGCCAAUGUUCAAUUAAUGGAUCAAAAAAGCAAGAUUAAAAUGUUGCCAUUACCACAUGAAAUAGCAAGUCAUCGUUCUAUUCCUGCUUUUUUGCGUAAUUCCAUGCAACGUAGCACUCGUGGAGAAAGAUCAUUGAGUCAUUCGAACUUCAAUACGAAUCAAACUAGCAGCAAUUGUGGCGUUAUAAUCAACCAAAGUAGUGAUGAAUUAUCAGGAUUGGAAAAAGGCUGUUAUAAAUGUGAUAAUGAGAUUGGAAGUCAAAGAAGUAGCUUGAAUGAAGUUUUAGAAACUAUCGUUCGUGAAUCACACUCUUAUAGUAAUCCUAUUAUCAACUUAUCAGAUGAAGAUCAACCGCUUACAUUGAAGCAUGUAUCAGAUAAUGCAAGCCAAAACACGAUGACAAAUUCUGUAAAUGUGCAAAAGUUUGGCAACCGAUCGCUUACCAACAAAGAUUCUAGCGACUAUUGUAAAGGCACAUUUCGUCGCGUGAGUAGUCCUAUCAGUGGUAAUUGUAACGAUCGACUUACUGUUCUGAAGCAGAAAUCACGUGCUGAAAGUAAACUUCAGCAUAAGUGCGCAGUGUCAUGA